UGGAGGCCAGGCGAGCUGUGGGAUACCGACGGAUAGGAAGUGACGGGACUGCAUGAAUUGCAGAAGGAGAGAGAGAGAGAGGGAGAGAGAGAGAGAGAGAGAAAAAGACGGGAAUAUCAACAGAAAGCAGAAUGAAAAGCAACGUGCGAUCAUCGGACUAUAGCCUGUAGCGCAGGAGGAAACUGAGCAGCGCACAAUCUUAUCAACAACGCCGGAGCGAGAGACUUUCAAUGGAAGUAAACUAUCGGCUCCCAGAAGUGAAAAACAGUGAUUUUUAGUAAGAGGAUUGUCGUCUCGGUUUAGUCUUAUAUCCAUGCUUGUAAUUGUGGAAAGUGCUGGCACACAGGGGGCCAUAUGGAACAGCGACCUGUAAACUACACCUUGAAUAUGAAGGAAAAGACUUUACGGGAAAUCAAAGAAAAGAGUUAGGGGAUAUGAACGCACACUUUUGGAUUUCACCUCGGUUUUUUCCUCUGUCGGCUUCAGUUUUGUUCAGUUUUUGGGGAUGUUUGCGAGUUACAUCACUGUGGCUUCAGGUCGGAUACUGAGCCGUCUGUGCGCUCUGGUGCUGCUCGUCGCUCUUGGACUCGGUUCGGAGCUGCGCGUCCGGGUCCGGCUGUCUGACGGACUGGUGACUGAAGAGGUAUUGGAGGCGGACAAUGAAAGAGACUUGAUAUCACUCGAAUUCAAGCAGGGAGAUGGGGCACUCAUUACUUUUGUGGCGGACUUCAAACAGGAGGUGAAGAUAUUCCGAGCAUUGAUCCUGGGCGAGCUGGAAAGAGGGCAGAACCAGUACCAGGCCCUGUGUUUCAUCUCUCGCCUCAACCGCAAUGAGAUAAUCCCCAGUGAAUCCAUGGCCCGCCUCAGACAGAAAAAUCCUCAGGCCAUUCGCUUGGCGGAGGAACGGAGAGGACUGGAGCAGCUAACAAUGAGUGCUGCGGUAAAUCUAAGUCGGGCCUGGCAACUCAGCGCCCACAUCCACAACAUGUGCAGCGAGGCUCACGAGGCCAUCUACACCAGAGAGGCCGAUGUCAAACACUGGCUGGACAAAGGUGUGGAUGGCUCCAUAUUUGAGGUCCUGCCCCAAACAACAGAGGUGCCCAGCUUUCAGGCCUGUCACUCUACUAAGGACUUGUGGCAGCCAUGUCUCUGCACAUACAGCCUGCGUUUGGAGUGGUACCCAUGUCUGCUUAAGUACUGCCGCAGCCGGGACACCACAGGCAAAGGCUCCACCUACAAGUGUGGCAUAAAGAGCUGCAGCAAGGGCUACCAUUUCACCUACUAUGUUCCCCAAAAACAGCUCUGCCUAUGGGAUGAGGAAACCUAGCAUUUUAUUCUGGAUGUUUGAGAAAAGAGAAAUACAUUUUAGUCUCAGCCAAGCCAAGGCAUCUCCACCCAUGCUACUCAAAGUAAACACAGUAAUACCGGACCUCGGUUUAUAUGAUGUUAAGUGAAGCUGUCUCAGGUUGGGAGUGGUGAGAUCCAGAUGUUCAAGCUGAAACUGAGAUGAAUUCAGGUUCCAAAUGAGACCAAAACUUUUAUGGAAGGAGAGACGCAGCACAUCAGUAUAAGAGGACCCACUAACUUUGAGCCUUUUCUGGGAAAAUUACAUAUCACUGUCGGUUAUAGUGUGACUGCCGAGAAGCUGUCAUUUUAGUGCCUUUUUUGGGGGUGGGUGGGGGGGAUUAUUGGAGCAGAUGACAGAUGCCAACAACAAUAACCUCUCAUGAAAGCUACAUUAUGCACAAAACUGGACAGUGCAUUUUUGGUCAGUUAGACACCAGCAAAGGAACAACAGUUCCACUUUGAUCAAACAUCAUAUACACACAAUCUUCCAUCCUGGUGAAGGAAAAUUUGGAUGGCUGAUUAUCUUUCUUUAUCAAGCUCUGUGAAAAACUGUUUAUUGCCAGCUAAGGUCCUGUUUAUAAAAAUAUAUGCUGGCUGACAAAGAAAAUGCUUGUCCAAUGCUGGCUUUAUUUAUUUUGGUUGCAACGUGAAAUUAUGGAGGACUAUUUUUUGUGUCUUUUUGUUAAAAAUAACCUCAUGAGAUUUAUUUUCUUUCUCCAUAAAAACAAGCUCUUAAACUCACAUGUCUAAACCACAGCUCCUCAGUAACAAGAAGCAUUCAAACACAUCUCAAAACACUUUAACCUCUUGUCUGUUUCUAGUUUUCAUACUGUACAGAGAGUGUGGAUAAACAGGUUUAUUAUCCUCUUUAAUAGGACAGUUUUAGUUUGGCUUCACCCUGUCAUUCCCCAUGGGGGACACCUUAUGCCCACCACUUACAUUCUCAGUCUGUUUGAAAGUGUCAAAUAAACCAAAGUCAAAAGAAAUGCUGUAAAAAGAAGGGUGUAAAGUUUCCAUUUCUAGAAAUAGGCUCUUCAGUAUGGUGAUUUUCCAUGUUAGGGUUCACUUAAAAGUGCAGUAUGGCCUUUUUAAUCUAUCUAUACUGCCAUCUUCUGGUUGCUCAGUUUUUCAUUGUUUCAGUUUCCUGCUAACAGUUAUGCCCCAGUGCCAAAAUGAUGGAUUUUGAUUUCAGUUUUGUGUUCAUGUCUACAGUUAAAUGUUGAUGAUGUAUAAUUUAUGCAUCUCAAAUCCCUUAUCACUUAUAAUGUGUAAUUCAAGGAGCAUUUCUUGAACUUGUGGGACCAAAUUUCAUUUAGUCUGUCUUUGAGUGUCUCUCCGGAGCAUUUAGUUUAAGAGUGAUUUUUAUUUUGUCUUGCCACCAUUUUCAUUUCAGUCUUCAGUGAAUUUCAUUUUGUGUUUUCGGUGUCCUGCUAACUAAAGAACCAAAUGAGUGAAACAUUUUUAUUUGUGGCCUUUUCUGGUGAUCAAGUGCCUUAACAUUUCCACUGAUAUCUUUGCUAUGUUAAUUGUAGAUUAAGUUGUUAAACAUAUUUUUUCUAUGAAAGAGUUUUAAAUAUGCUGUAAAAAGUUGCCAUAAGGAGAAAAUGAGGCAAUUAGGUAAUAAGAGUUGUGUUUCCGAUGAAUUGUUUCAAUAAAGUUUUUCUUUGCACUGCAUAUACAAAUUUAACAUCUG
This is a messenger RNA of Scomber scombrus (Atlantic mackerel), 3040 nucleotides long. RefSeq names its product OAF homolog a (Drosophila) (gene oafa). NCBI's taxonomy places the organism in Eukaryota, Metazoa, Chordata, Actinopteri, Scombriformes, Scombridae. The record is from RefSeq and is a predicted model, not a curated record. Bases 506 to 1327 code for a protein of 273 amino acids. The transcript is spliced from 4 exons.